UCCCUCUCUUCUCCUCCCCUUAAAUUUCCUAGCCUGCUCAAAACCUCUCCUAAUCUCUCUCGUACAGCCUGUGACACCUGUUUUAACAUAAUCCCAAUUAAUUAAGACAUUAAAAAUAUUACACAAGCAUCACACUUCCAUAAAAACAUUGCAACUCUUCCAAACUCUGUUUUUCUUGUCUCUCUGUCUCUGCCUCUCUCUCUCAUAUAUAUAUAGACACACAUAUAUAUCACUUCCCUUCACCACAGAGUGAUUGUCGGAACCAAAAAAUUAGCACCCCACACUUUUAUGAUUGAUCCUUCUUCUUCUUCUUCUAUUUAUAUUUGAGUUUCCCAUAUUUUCUUUCCGUGUCUUUGUCCUUCUAUAUUGUUCUUGAGCCUUUCUUCAAGUUUCUUUAACGUGUAAAGGUAUCCCAAAAGCAUUUAGAAAAGUUUUUGGGAUUAAAUAAUUAAUAUGGGAGCCUGUGCCACCAAGCCGAAGGUGUUGAAGGAGGGGGAGACUCCUGAGCCGGUCAAGGAGGAAGUUGUGGUGGCAACAGGUGGUGGUGAUGAGGUUGUAGACAAGGGUGUUGCUGUGGAGGAAGAGGAGAAGAAGGUUGUCAAUGUUGAGAUAGAUACUGGUGAUGUUGGUGCUGAUAAUAAGGUGGAGGCUGAGAUUGUUGAUGAUAGCAGUAAGAGACGAUCUCUAAGUAAUUUGUUCAAGGAGAAUGAAGCAGGGAAGGAGCCAACAGAAAGUGACAAAGCACCAGCAGAACCAGAGAAAUCAGAAACAUCAGAAAGUAGUGAAAAACCUACCGAGUCUGCAGUGGCUAAAGAAGAACCAUUAACAGUAAAGGAACAAUCUGUGGAAAAGCCCGAGGAGCCAGUAAAACAAGAAAAAGUAGUAACCGAAGCACCCGAGAAAUUAGAAACAUCAAAAAGCACUAAUAAACCUACUGAGCCAGCAGUGGCAAAGGAGGAACCAUUAGCAGUGAAGGAACAAUCUGUGGAAAAGCCUGAGGAGCCUAUUAAACAAGAAAAAGUAGUAACUAAAGAACCUGUUGUGGUGCCUGGACAAGAAACUGUGAAAUCUGAAAUUCCAGCUGAACCAGUGCCAGUUUCAGGAACUGUCAAUGCUCCUGUAAAGGCAGACACAGAGAAAGUAACAAGUGAAGUCACACCAGGAGCAGCAGCAGAAAAGACUAAAAUUACUGAAACAAUAGAGGAGAAAAAACCAGAAGAGACUAAGUGAGGUCUUGACAGUAAUGUCUAAAGUGUGUUUUUAGCUGUAGAUGACUUUGAGAUCGACACCACUCAGCAGUCAUCAGGCAUAAGGCUGUGACGAGGUGGUUACCAACUAGCCAGUACUUUUGCUGGUUCUUUCGUGAGCUUGUUUCUCUUGUUUUCUCACAUAUCAAUAUUUCUUUUUCUUUUGGGCUUGUUUGACAUCUCCAUAUCCUUGAGGACGGAUGGAUUUUUUUUUUAGAUUAUAUAUGAGCAUAGAUUGUUUUAUGCACAA
Populus nigra (black poplar) is the source of this 1497-nucleotide messenger RNA. RefSeq lists its product as uncharacterized. The coding region runs from base 454 to 1230 and encodes 258 amino acids. The transcript is spliced from 2 exons. NCBI's taxonomy places the organism in Eukaryota, Viridiplantae, Streptophyta, Magnoliopsida, Malpighiales, Salicaceae. The record is from RefSeq and is a predicted model, not a curated record.